Molecule: messenger RNA, 3280 nt
Organism: Colletotrichum godetiae
Lineage: Eukaryota; Fungi; Ascomycota; Sordariomycetes; Glomerellales; Glomerellaceae
Exons: 2
Coding region: 199-3021 (940 amino acids)
Source: RefSeq, a predicted model, not a curated record
AAUUACAGUCAGUAAGACCACGUCCAGAAAACACACCUCAGCUGAAGAAACGAAACGUUGCGCAAGGCUGCGACGACCGCCUGAGAGACCGGGGUAUUUCGCUCCCGUCCUCGUCAGCUGCAGAGACACACGAUGCCUUCAAAGUCCCGACAAUUUGUCUGAGUUUUCGUUCCCAUCUGGCACUACAACUCUCCGAAUAUGAGCGAAUCACGCAACAUAGAAGAUCUUUUACAGACGGGCUUCUUUACAACCUCUAGGGCUAAAACCCCCAAACAACCUAGCACGGAUGCUCCGGCCGUUCCUCCUCAUGUCUCCAGCAUCUCCAAUAUUACCCGACCGGCCUCCAACCCGGAUCCGCUGGUACCCAGAACCUUCGACCCGCCAUUAAGGCUCACCCGACGCAAACACUUUCCACCCCCGCCAACCGUCGAAGAUGAGACCGAAGCACUCCAAAAAGAGCACGGCAGCACUGCCUCGCUCGUCAGCGACACCGAGCCUCCAUCGCGAGGUGACGCCGAUCAAUACCCCAUCAUAUUGGAGGUACACGAACACAACCCUGAACGCCGAUUUGUCCUGGUGCCAAAGUCUGCAAGCGGGACAGAGGAUGAAGAUUCGUCAGACGACGCCAAGGCUCGCGCCGCCGAACGCUCGCGGCAUGCGAAGCCUGAGAUCAAGGGCGACUACGGAGCGAACUACGAGGCGAACACUGGUAGAAAAUACCGGGCACCUCCAACAGAGGAUCUAAAUCAACACAAGCGACCGGACCUCGAGAAGAAGAAGAGCAGACAAGAGCUUCCACGCAUUGAAACUGAUGUCAGGGACGAGCAAAGCCGGUCUCGGAAACACGAACGAACAAAAUCUGCGACUCGCGUGGAGCAGCAAUCUGCCGACUACUUCUCACCACAGGACGACAAGAGACAGCCCAAGGAGCCUCUUCUCUCACCACAAGUGAUCAAGCAUGCAACAGGUGGGCGCGAAAAAGCAUAUUACGACUAUUCGCAAUCUGCUCGGAAUGGUGCCCCGCGGCCCCAGAGAAGCCGCUCGAACCUGGCCGAUGACAGCAGAAGGUUCGACGACAAAUACACACGUCAAAACGCAUCAUCGAACCCGCCGCCGACGCGUCGCUCCAACACUAAUAUUGACUCUCCGCCCAAGGAGUCAAGAGUUGCAUCCGGCGACAGGUUGAACGAAUCUCCUCGCUACCAACGAGAACGGGUCGUACCGCGUGGCGAACGCCCACAGAAGAAGGAUCCUUCACCGCCCUAUGAUCGUUCGGACCGCGAGCGUGAGCGUGAGCGUGAGCGCGAUGGUGGUUCGAAGCGCACAUCCAAUUCCAAGCGCGAUACUCCGCGACGCAGGGAUGACAGUGGCUCCAGCAGCAGCGAUUACACGCAAACUCCACGGACAGCCAAUAUUCGGCGGAGAAAGUCGAUUGUAGAUCAAGAAGACAAGGAUAUUUUGCUGAGUCCUGCUCAGCUCAAGCCGUCUCAGUUGGCCAGGUCGAGAUCGCGGCCUCCCCCGGCAGAAGUUGUGAUGCCAUCUCCACGAGUAUCCACAAAGUCGUUCGCUGACGACAUUCCGCCUCCUCCUCCGCCUCGAUCUUCACAAACAUUCCCAGUGACAAGGGAACCCAAGGACAAUGGAGAUUUCAAGGAGAAGUCUGUUCCGUACCCUGAUGACGAUAUAUUGCCCAGAAUUAGUCGCCUCAGCGUCCGCGAUCCCGAGUCGCGUCCCUCGAGAGCGCGAUCAAGGUCUCGGGCAUCUACCUUUCACAAUCCAGUGAUAGUACCAGCGGUCAUGCCUGCCAUGCCUGCUCCUGCUGGACCACGGAGCCCAACAGAAAAGAGACGAUCGCCUGAGAGAAGGGCCAAUCUGAGUCAAACGAUUCCGCCAAUGGAGGCAUGGCCACCAGCCAAGUUUGACCCGGCGAAGAGCGCGCCGGUCGUCGACGGCCCGAGAGGUAGCUACCGGCGAUACUCGCACGAUGCAGACCGCGGUGGUGUAUCGGAUUUUCCCGAUUGCCCUCGGAAGAAGGGCAUUGUAGGCAAGGCCGAUUGGCUUAGUUUGCCAAGGUGCGACAACUUCAACAUCUGUCCAGACUGCUACAACGGGGUGUUCCUCAACACCGAAUUUCGCAACGACUUUAUGCCCAUGUUGUUCCGACCGAUGGACAAGCCAAUUGCCUGCGAUUUCGGGUCCAUUGGGUGGUAUCACAUCGCGUGGUUGUUGACGUUGAAGAAUCGUCUGACGGACUUGCGCCUAUUCUAUCAGGUCGCCAAUGUCACCAGCAAAGCGACUACUAGCAUUCAGCCCUGUUCGGGAGACCGUCGGAAUACCCGCGUUUGGUACUCGAUCAAGAACCCGUAUACGCAGAUGACGAUGCCAGACUUCACCGUCUGUUACGAAUGUGCCAAAACCAUCGAGGCGCUCCUCCCCAACCUGAUAGGCCUGUUCGUUACGCUCCAUCCCACGGCACAGCCCACGAGGAGCGUGUGCUCGAUGCACUUCAACCCCGAUCGAAAGCGUUUCGUGAUGUAUUUCGAUGCGCUUGAGACGACUUCGGAUCUCGCCCUGGCAACAACCCAAGCGCCUAACCUUGGGAAGCUUGUGACAGACAUUGAAAAUCUUUCCGUGUUUGCAGAGUGCUCCAAGGACAACCCAGUAUAUGAUCAAAACUGGCACGUCAUGCAAUUCCUUCCCCAGUUCACUGUCUGCGGUGACUGUUUCGACGAGGUGGUGGCGCCCCAAUUAAAAGACGGCAACGUCAUUGCGAGGAACUUUUAUGUGAAGCCACAACGCUUAGAAGAGGCGUCGUGUCAGCUGUAUUCCAUCAGAAUGAGGGCCGUCUUCGACAAAUCUUGCCGUCUUAAUGAGCCCAAGUACCUCGAGGCCAAGGUGAUUGAGCGGCAAAAGAUAUUUGCGGAGACGUACAAGAGGAUGGCAAAACUAGAGCAGGAGAGGACCCAGUGGUCUCGAGAGGAGAGUAAGAAGCUGCUUCAGGAAUGGGAAAAAUGGGAAUGACGAAUGCGUAUGAAUGAAAUGAACAUGAGAAACGGACGAGCAUGUGGUAGGGAUCAGCUUAUCCCACGGCCUGGAUCGCCAUAGAGCCUCUAGGAGACUUAUGAGUACAUUGAGAGAAUAAUAGUCUGUAAGAAAUUGGAACAGCCAUUGUGAUUGUCGAAAGCUUUGCCAUGAUGCGUAAUUAUGAUGUACCUCUUCUUCGAACCUUGGGCCUACAUGUUUAACAACACUUUCCUCGGUCGUUUAGUGAUUGGUUCUC